This is a messenger RNA of Staurois parvus, 312 nucleotides long. The record is from the annotation of a GenBank genome assembly. Lineage: Eukaryota; Metazoa; Chordata; Amphibia; Anura; Ranidae.
GGCACUGAUAAGUGGCACUGAUUGGCAGCACUGAUUGGCAUUGAUAGGUGGCACUGACUGGCACUGAUGGGUGACACUGAAAGGCAGCUCAGAUGGGCACUGAUUUGAGGCAUUGAUGUGCACCGGUAGGCACUGGCAUGUGGCCCUGAUGAGCACUGACAGCUGGCACUGAUGGACACUGACAGGUGGCACUGCUGGGGCUACACUGAUCAUCAGGGCACACUUAUCAGUGCUCUGAUGAUCACUGUCAGCGUGACCGCUCUUGAGGAGAGAAAUGCCGAUAACCGGCAUUUCCCUGUUUACAUGUGAUCA